Messenger RNA from Tremella mesenterica DSM 1558, 1389 nucleotides. RefSeq lists its product as uncharacterized. The transcript is spliced from 7 exons. Gene Ontology annotation, biological process: DNA integration. Lineage: Eukaryota; Fungi; Basidiomycota; Tremellomycetes; Tremellales; Tremellaceae. The record is from RefSeq and is a predicted model, not a curated record. The coding region runs from base 1 to 1389 and encodes 462 amino acids.
AUGGAGAGACCAAAGCAAGGUUUCAACCAUGCAGAAGACUUGGAAGCAGAACAUGACCCCACAUUCCCGAUUGAUAUUGAGACACUGCUACCUCUCUUGCAUAGUGUCUAUGCCCCAAAUCCCAAGGGCAAGAAUGGCAAGCCGGCUUCUCCAGCUUACUCCGAUCAGCUGCGCAAGGCCAUGGAGCAGUACUAUCAGGAGGGCAUGACAAGCUGGCGGUCAGUGAAUGAACGCCUCAAGCAAGAGUAUGGCAAGGACAUGAGUUUUGGUUCUCGCUCCAGCUUUUUCCGUGCAACGAAAGCAUUUGGGCUUGGUACUUCACGAAAAAACCUUCUAUCUACCCAAGAGGUGGCACAGGUCAUGCAAGAAGAACUUGAUCAGGAUAUCAAUAAUGUUGUUGGAAAACGGGCCAUGAAACAUCAUCGCCUUUCCCUUCGUGGAUUUCUUAUUCCACGAGAUCUGGUUUACAAGGCAAUGAAAGAGUAUGCACCAGAGGGCGUGAAAUCUCGUCGACCAGGUACCAAGAAAAUCCAACGAUUCCCAAUCAUCUCCGUUGGACCCAAUGAACAAUGGUCUAUUGAUGGUCAUGACAAAUUGUCCUCAUAUGGGAUUGGGAUCUAUGGGAUAAGAGAUGUUUACUCUGGACGUCUAUUACUCUUGAAAGCAAUGCCCUGUAAUCGUCGGAGUGCAGAUGUGCACAGCAUGUUCCUUGAUACCAUUGUCAAACUCGGAGGAUUCCCUCUACAGAUUGCAAGUGAUCGUGGUUCAGAGAUUGGGGAGGUAAUAGCCUCACAAAUUGCCUUUCGAAAAACAUAUUCUCCCAUUGCUCUUGAAGAUGUCUUCCCAUACAAACUCCUGAAAAGCACUCACAACAUCACAAUUGAACGAUCUUGGAGAAAUGUCAGAGAGAAUGUAGUGGACCAGGUCAAGAUUGCCCUCCAUUCCGCAUAUAACUCUGACAUGAUCCAUGAUGGGGAUCCCGUUCACCAAACAUUACUGAAUUGGCUUGUCCCUCCUGUUGUUCAGCGGCUACUUGACCAAUUCCUUGUCAUCUUCAACUCAUAUCCCGUGAGAUAUCAGAAAGAGAAGGUUAACCCCUCUGGAGCUUCCAGAAAUGAUAUCUAUUUCAAUCCUCAACGUUGGGGAGGAAGAGACUGUCUACAACACUUUCCUGAAUUAUCACUCAUUGAAGACUUUCAACGGCACGUUCAAGACCACGCACAGCUGAAAUGGGUCUCAGAGCAGAUCCACCAAAUCUGUCUGGAGAUUGCCAUUUGCUUGGGACAUGCAUACCCACCCUCAAACUGGGAGGCUGCCUGGGCAAUGUUCAAAGAUAUUGAACCCAGGGCUCGUGAUGAGCUUCAGCAGCUUUGGCUCAAUGAUGCAUAG